This is a messenger RNA of Sebastes umbrosus (honeycomb rockfish), 3044 nucleotides long. RefSeq names its product myoneurin. Bases 348 to 2399 code for a protein of 683 amino acids. Lineage: Eukaryota; Metazoa; Chordata; Actinopteri; Perciformes; Sebastidae. The transcript is spliced from 8 exons. The record is from RefSeq and is a predicted model, not a curated record. Gene Ontology annotation, cellular component: nucleus.
CAUCAUGUAACCUGAAGUAUCUAAAGCCCUGAUAUUACACACUACAGUAGGAACAGUAGGUGGCGGUAUGCACAUAUACUCGUUGGUUUGCGAUCCGCCAUUAAUCAGAGAAGAAGAAGAAGAACCGAGAGAAGAAGAAGAAGAAGAAGUAGUAUGUUUGUGAUCGGAGCCUGUGACCAGAGGGGUAGACGGUGCUUUAGCUAAGUCUUCCUUCACUUGCUCAACACUUAAACCCGUCGAGUUUCCACUACAGCUGUAAUAGCUCCUGAUCCUGCGAGGGGAGUUGAACGGUAUUAACAGAAGGACGGAGCCGCCGGAGAGCCACCGAGCCACCGCCUGUAGGGACCAUGUCCAGCCGCCUGGCCUUCCAGACCCAGAUGGCCUCCAUCAUGGAGGUCCUUGCUAACGCAGCAGUGGCGGAGAUCUGUAAGCUGGUGGACGACGACUAUGCGGUGGUGAGUUUACAGAUGUCUCAGUGCCAGAGAGAGAACAAAGCCCUGAAGAGGAAGCUGCAUCUGCUGGAGCUGAAGAUGGCCCGAGGCAACGCCGAGAGGAGGCUGCGGGAGAGCGCCAUGAACAGCAGCCGAGCGAGGGGGCAGAUCCACGGGAGCGACAGGCUGCGGGAGUCCUCGCCUUCCACCGGUGGUGUUUUUGAGCGACGGAUGGAUGUGGCUCUGUGGUCUAGUAGAGCUGCUGUAGGGGUUGCAAGCAGUGAGCCGGUCCAUUCUGACAGCAUCCAGAGCAAGUCUCCAGACGUGGAGCUGGUGGAGCCAGAGGCAGUGCUGGUGAAGGAGGAGAAGGUGGAGGCACACAUGUCACGAGUUGAAGAAACAGAGGAAGACGUGCCGCUUAUAGGAGAUGAUGGAAUGGUGGAGUGUGUCCCUCGUGGACCUGCAGGACGGAGACCCAGCCUUGAACUGCAGGACACCCAGUCCAUUUCCAGUCAGUCCCGGUCCCAGUUCCAGAGCAGCAGGACGCGGUGCACCGGCAGCAGCAGCAGCAGCAGCAGCAGAGGAGUGGAGAAGGAGGAGGAGCCAGAUGUGGUGCUGGUGAAGGUAGAGGAGGUAGAGGAGGUGGAGCCGUUGACGGGGGCGACGGGGGCUCAGAGCCAGACGGGCCUCAGCAUACAAGAGGGGUUGGUGGAGUCGAGCACCGAUGACUACAGAGCAGUUCUGCCAUUUGAUGAAAUCACACAAACUUGCACCAAUCAGCUGUCUGACCUCCAGGAAUCUGGGCGGGGCUUCUCAGAGUCUGCAGCACCUCAGUCGACGCCUGUGAUAUCGCAAGACUCCAGCAGUAUGGUAGCAGUCCAACUGAGGGUACCAGACACCAACACACCAGCCAGCCCCAAAACACCACAACAGCAGAGAUCCAGUAACAACAACCCUCUCAGCUCUGAAUACUCUCUGUUUGAAUUGGAGACAUUGUUCACCCGCUGGGCCCCUGAGAAUGACUCUGUAGCGGCCCGCAGGGGCCCUUCAUGUCCUCUCACCACUGAUGACUCAGCAGGAGAGUGUGACCAGGAUGGAGUUAUUAUUAUAAAGACUGAAGCACAAUCUCAAUCUGUGCUAAAGCCAGCACAAGACUCAGUAUCCUCAGCAGUGGGGAUGAGUGGAGGGCAGAGUUUCUCCUCUGUUCAGAUCCCGCCGUCUGUGUCACAAGCAGAGACCUCUGUGUCAAUACCUCUGAGGAUGCAGGCUUCAUCUUCCCAGCCUCCAUGGAGCAGAAAACCAGUCAUGAUAAGAAGUUCUCAGGCCCAGCUGCUGCAGCAGCAUCGUGACAGCAAUGCUGCUCAGAGGACGGUGUGGUCUGUGCAGAGGGAAUGCUGUGCUGUUGAUACCACAGCUGCUGUCAGUAAUACUCACAGUGGUGAUAAAAGGAUUUCUGGUAUCAGCUCAAUCAGUAGGACUGUGAGCUCUACUGUGACUCCAUCUGUCAGUGAAUCCACAGCAGCGUUGGCCAGCAUUGAGGUAGCCAUCGCCGCACGGCAUAGAGCCAGCCUUCUGGCUUGCCGCAAUAUAAACCAGGCUGCUAAGAUUGUGUCUAGCGAUCGCCGCAGAAAGAGCUACAUAUGCCGAACCUGCGGCAAGGCUUUCUCUGGCCUGUCAAAUCUGGAGGCUCAUGAAAGAGUCCACACAGGGGAGAAACCUUUCCACUGUGACACCUGCGGGAAAUACUUCUCAGAGGCCGGGAACCUGAAGAAGCACCAGAGAGUUCACACUGGGGAGAAACCCUUCAGCUGUGACCUGUGUGGGAAGAGGUUUGCUUGGAUCUGCAACCUGAGGACACAUCAGCAAUCAGCCACAGGCUGCGGACCACAGGCUAGGGGAGGGCUAGGACUGGAGGACAGGAUUGUUAAUACUAGUAGUAUUUCAUUCACACACACAGACACACCUUGAUAUUUCUUCAUUCCUAAAUAGUGAUACGGCAACAAUACAAAGUUUGAAACAGUUACCUUAUUUACUUAUUCUGUCUCCAGAUCUUUUGUGUCCUUGAUAUAUGAUGAAACACUGACUUAUAGCUCUCAUUUAAAAGAUCAAACCAGUGUUUUUCAUUAGCUACAAAUCAUAAAUCCUAUACAUUUCUACUGACCGUUUACCAAAGUAGGUUAUGUUGUUUUAGAAUUUUGAAUGUGUUGUUCAUAGACUGUUUAUAAAGAUGGAUGGCAUGACAACUCCCCAAAAAUGAAGACAAAACAUCUCGAAAGCUAAAAAGGUCACGUUGGCGAUGGCAGCGCCCGUAUCCGGGAUAUUUUGGCUUCACCUCUGUACUUUGGGAGGAAGUGGAGAUUCGUCGUCCAUCUUUUAAGGAGUCCAUGGCGUUGUUCCAGGCAGUCACUGCUUUCAUUUAAUGCAGUUUAAGUGCAGUACAGCACUGUAAUACCAUACAUAAUUAUAAUAAAUAUUAUGAUAUAUAAUAUAAUAAUUAGCGGACUUAUACAACAUCUGCAACCUGAACGCAUGAUGUUCACUGUGAUUCAUUUGUUUCAAGUGUCUGAAGUUGAUUUUCAUGCUUUACAGAAAUAAACAGAUACUUAAAGGCUG